GGAAGUGAAAAUAUAGGCUAGCCAGGUGAACGGCGCGCGCUAAGGCGCCACGGGACGGCCGCUCGCCACUCAGUCGUCGGCGGCAGCGCGCACCGAACGGACCCGCACCGCUCCCGCACUCCUCCUCCACCCCAGCGCCAUGGACUGGACCACGCCGAGGCUCGCGCCGCUGCUGCUGCUGGCGCUGCUGCUGCUGCUGGCCGCCUCUGCGGCCGAUGCCGCCGGCCGCGAGGGCCGAGCGGCGCGCAGGCGCUCCAAGAAGGAACCCCGCGCGGCGGUCGUGGUGGACCAGACGGCGGAGCCCUCCUGGCGGCUGCCCGACACCGUCUUCGAGACGGCGGGCACCAACUACUUCACGGCCAGCCACGGCCUGGUGCAGACGCACCCGGCGCGCGGGCCCGGGGCCGCCGCCGGCCUGCGCACCAUCGACUUCGGCAGCCGCGCGCUCAGCGAGCUGCGGCGCAACCCGUCGCUGUCGGCCCCCGACGAGUGCGCGCGCGCCUGCCGCGAGGACGAGCCGCCGCGCAUCUGCUACUACCACUUCACGCUGGAGCUCUACAACGUGCUGGGCGCCGCCUGCCAGGUGUGCACGCCCAACGCGACCAACACGGUGUGGUCGCACUGCCAGUGCGUGCUGGCCGACGGCGUCGAGCGCGGCAUCCUCACAGUCAACAGGAUGCUGCCGGGACCCAGCAUACAGGUGUGCGAGAACGACAAGGUGGUGAUCGACGUGGAGAACGCGAUGGACGGCCAGGAGGUGACGAUCCACUGGCACGGCGUGUGGCAGCGCGGCUCGCAGUACUCGGACGGCGUGCCCUUCGUCACGCAGUGCCCCAUCCAGCAGGGCAACACCUUCCGCUACCAGUUCACCGCCAGCAACGCGGGCACGCACUUCUGGCACGCCCACACAGGGCUGCAGAAGCUGGACGGCCUGUACGGCAGCAUCGUGGUGAGGCAGCCGCCGUCGCAGGACCCCAACAGCCACCUGUACGACUACGACCUGACCACGCACGUGGUGCUCAUCAGCGACUGGAUGCACGAGUCCGCCAACGAGCGCUUCCCCGGCCGGCUGGCUGUCAACCCCGGCCAGGAGCCGGACAACGUGCUCAUCAACGGCAGGGGGCAGUUCCAGGACCCCAACACGGGCUUCGUGACGAACACGCCGCUGGAGAUCUUCACGAUGACGCCGGGCCGGCGCUACCGCUUCCGCCUCAUCAACUCGUUCGCCACUGUCUGCCCGGCGCAGUUCACCAUCGAGGGCCACCCGCUCGUCAUCAUCGCCACCGACGGAGAACCUGUGCAGCCCGUGGCUGUCAACACCAUCAUAUCCUUCUCAGGUGAGCGGUACGACUUCGUGAUCACGGCGGACCAGCCGGUGGGCGCGUACUGGAUCCAGGUGCGCGGUCUGGGAGAGUGCGGCAACCGGCGCGUGCAGCAGCUGGGAGUCCUGCGGUACGCGCGAGGGCCCUACGAGCCGCUCACCCAGAGGCCCACCUACGACGUGGGGCUGCCGCAGGGCGUGGUGCUGAACCCGCUGGACGCGAUCUGCAACACGGACCGCCAGGACGCGGUGUGCAUCAACCAGCUGCGCAACGCGCGCCACGUGGACCGCGGCAUCCUGCAGGAGCGGCCCGACGUCAAGAUCUUCCUGCCCUUCCGCUUCCUCUUCUACAGGCCCGAGGAGCUCUUCGUGCCGCACGUCUACAACAGGUACCUCGUGGCACCCAACGGCGACCACGUGAUCAGCCUGGUGGACGAGAUCUCGUUCCAGUUCCCGCCGUCGCCGCCGCUGUCGCAGAUCGACGACAUCCCGCCCGAGCAGUUCUGCAACGGCGACAACAGGCCGGCUGACUGCGGCGCCAACUGCAUGUGCACGCACAAGGUGGACGUCCCGCUCAACGCCAUCGUCGAGGUGGUGCUCGUCGACGAAGUCCAGCAGCCCAACCUGAGCCACCCGUUCCACCUGCACGGGUACGCCUUCAACGUGAUCGGUAUGGGCCGCUCGCCGGACCGCAACGUCAAGAAGAUCAACCUGAAGCACGCGCUAGACUUGGACAGGCGCGGUCUGCUGCACCGUCAGUUCAACCACCCACCCGCUAAGGACACCAUCGCCGUGCCCAACAACGGAUACGUCGUCUUCAGGUUCCGCGCCGACAACCCCGGCUACUGGCUGUUCCACUGCCACUUCCUGUUCCACAUCGUCAUCGGCAUGAACCUGAUCGUGCACGUGGGCACGCACGCCGACCUGCCGCCGGUGCCCGCCGGGUUCCCGCGCUGCGGCGACUUCCUGCCGCCCAUCGAGCUGCACUGAGCAGCCCACGCCU
Messenger RNA from Schistocerca americana (American grasshopper), 2324 nucleotides. It is a transcript of the gene stw, whose product is annotated as laccase-4. The transcript is spliced from 11 exons. Gene Ontology annotation, biological process: iron ion transport. The record is from RefSeq and is a predicted model, not a curated record. Lineage: Eukaryota; Metazoa; Arthropoda; Insecta; Orthoptera; Acrididae. Bases 140 to 2311 code for a protein of 723 amino acids. Gene Ontology annotation, molecular function: oxidoreductase activity; copper ion binding. Gene Ontology annotation, cellular component: plasma membrane.